UUUUCAGUUGCUUGUCCUGGUGACCAAACAAAAGGAUCACUCAAGCAUGAACAAGCUUUAAAAGAGACUGCGACUUCAUACAGGGAGAGAAAGCCUCUCAUCAUCACGGAUAUUCGUACCACUGCUGUCGGCUUUUUUCUCUAACCAUGUGGCUUUAUAAGGUUUUGUUGAAUUUGGACCUAAAGGCGCUUUUACUGUUUAUUUUUCUGUUCCUUCUGAUCGCCGACUUCCUCAAAAAUAGGAAACCACCAAACUUCCCUCCAGGACCACGAGCUCUCCCAUUCUUUGGAAAUAUCUUGAGUAUAAAUGGGAAACAGCCACACAUUUAUUUCAGCAAGCUGGCUGACAUGUAUGGGAAUGUCUUCAGUUUCCGCUUUGGCGGUACUGCAACAGUGUUUGUGUCAGGGUACAAAAUGGUUAAAGAAGCCAUCGUGACACAAGCUGAGAACUUUGUGGAUCGACCAUAUAGUGCCUUAGCUGACAGAGUUUACUCUGGAGCAUCUGAUGGUCUGUUUAUGAGCAACGGUGAAACAUGGAAGAAACAACGACGGUUUGCUUUGUCUACCCUACGCACCUUCGGUCUGGGAAAAAACACCAUGGAACAGUGUAUUUGUGAGGAGAUCCGAUACCUGCAGGAGGAGAUACAGACUGAAAAAGGUGCACCUUUCAGUCCUGCAGGAUUGUUCAACAAUGCUGUGUCCAACAUUAUCUGCCAGCUGGUGAUGGGGAGAAGAUAUGACUAUAAUGACCACAACUUUCAGAUGAUGCUGAAAUAUACAUCUGAGGCAAUUCAGCUGGAGGGGACCAUAUGGGGAGAACUUUAUGAGGCUUUCCCUGGAAUAAUGAAGCGCCUGCCAGGUCCCCACAACAAAUUAUUCAGCCAUUAUGAAUUCAUAUUAGACUUCAUUGGUCAGGAAGUAAAGAGGCACAAGAAGGACUUGGACUGCAGCAAUCCUCGAGAUUACAUCGACACUUUCCUCAUUGAACUGGAGAAACACAAAGACGGUGAACUGGGUUUCACUGAGGCCAAUCUGGUUCUCUGCUCUCUGGAUCUCUUCCUGGCUGGAACAGAAACCACAUCCACCACUCUGCAGUGGGCUUUGAUUUACCUCAUCAAAAACCCUCAAAUCCAAGAGAAAGUCCAAGCAGAAAUCGAUCGUGUGAUUGGACAGACCCGCCAGCCCUCCAUGGCCGACAGACCAAACCUGCCUUACACUGAUGCUGUCAUUCAUGAGAUCCAGAGGAUGGGAAAUAUCGUUCCUCUCAACGGACUCCGAGUAGCUGCCAAGGAUACAACCCUGGGAGGUUACUUUAUUCCCAAGGGAACAUCCUUGAUGCCCAUGCUGACCUCUGUACUGUUCGACAAGUCUGAAUGGGAGACUCCAGACACCUUCAAUCCAGGACACUUCCUAAAUGUUGACGGACAGUUUGUGAAGAAAGAAGCUUUCCUGCCCUUCUCUGCAGGCAAACGUGUGUGCCUCGGAGAAGGCCUGGCCAGGAUGGAGCUGUUCCUGUUUUUGGUGGGUUUGCUGCAGAAGUUCUCCUUCUAUGUUCCUGCAGGCGUGGAGCUCAGUACUGAAGGAAUCAUUGGAACUACACGAGUUCCUUUUCCCUUCAAAGUUUAUGCUAAGGCUCGUUGACCUACAAAGAUAUUUUCACAAAAAUCACAGAUCCAGAUCUAUAAAUUGGGAAUAGCUAACUAAACAGACAUUAUGAUGCUCUACAAACCCAAGAAGAAAGGUGUAGUGAUAAAUGUAGCAACCAUAAGACACAGCAAUAUCAAAGAGAAGGAGCACGAUAAGUUGGGGGAAAUACCAGAGGUUGCAGGAAGAAACAGAGAAGGGAACAGUGGUGGCACCACUGUGGUAACGAGGGUACUCAGCGCUGUGACCUCCAAGCUGGGUGAGUGGCUCCAGCAGACCCCAGGAACAACAUCAGAGAUCUCUGUCCAGAAGAGGAGUGCAGUUCUAGGAGCAUCAUCAGUUCAUUUUUUGAUUUGCUUGAUACAUAUCUACCAAAUACUGCAGUUAUCUUUGAUGGCUAAGUCAAGCUAACCGUGAGAAGUUGAUAUUCCACUUGUUUUGAGUUUGUUUAUUUCGAUCAGCAAAAAAAUAAAAAGUCCUUCCGACAAAACAAAAAAAGGGUACACAGGUCUGACCGAAGUCAACACUGCAUAAAUUUGUUAUUUCUGGGGUAGGUGUUUGGUAACCCACUUUUUCAUAUUAAUUUAAAUUCUGUUUUCCAUUUCCAUUUUUGUGUUUUUUUAUUUUGUUAAACAUAUUUGUGUACACGCAGUUCCUGCUCCUCCGGGUCAGGUUAAUCACUCCUCUGCGGAGGCGCGUGCAGCACAGCUUGUUGCAGCACCAGGUGUGGUGGGUUACCUGAAUGAGAGUAGGAGGUUCAGGCCAUAGUGGGUAGGGGGGUUGUAGGGUUGGGAUAAUGGUUUUAAGAUCAAUUUUAGGAAAUAACAAAAGGGGAAACUUAUUGAAUAGUGUAUAUGUUGGAAAUGUUUUAUUUUGUUUUUCAGUUAUAUUCUUGUGGAGGUCUGAUAAUUGGUGCAUGUUAAUUUAGUUUGUUUGAAAUCCCCCUUUGUAUUGGUUUGUCCAAAUUGACAGCGUUUGUUGGCAAUAUUUAAGGGUGCCUGCACUCCAGUCUUGGGUGGAAUGAGGGUAGGUCUGUAGGCCUGCUGGAGGGAGCAGCAACCGUGUUACAAGUACAAACCAGUUAUUCUGUUUUUGGUAUUGGUUUGGUUUAUUUUUCCAUAACAAAAGGGGAAACUUAUUGGAUAGUGUAUAUGUUGGAAAUGUUCUAUUUUGUUUUUCAGUUAUAUUCUUGUGGAGGUCUGAUAAUUGGUGCAUGUUAAUUUAGUUUGUUUGAAAUCCUCAGUUUGGUUACCUGUGCACUGUUUAUGGACUGUCUGGUUUGCAAUAAAACACAUUUUUGUAAAAACCUUCAAA
Cololabis saira (Pacific saury) is the source of this 2957-nucleotide messenger RNA. Its product is annotated as cytochrome P450 2J4-like. Gene Ontology annotation, biological process: xenobiotic metabolic process. NCBI's taxonomy places the organism in Eukaryota, Metazoa, Chordata, Actinopteri, Beloniformes, Belonidae. The transcript has 9 exons. Bases 147 to 1640 code for a protein of 497 amino acids. The record is from RefSeq and is a predicted model, not a curated record. Gene Ontology annotation, cellular component: cytoplasm; intracellular membrane-bounded organelle. Gene Ontology annotation, molecular function: oxidoreductase activity, acting on paired donors, with incorporation or reduction of molecular oxygen, reduced flavin or flavoprotein as one donor, and incorporation of one atom of oxygen; iron ion binding; heme binding.